This is a messenger RNA of Oxyura jamaicensis (ruddy duck), 1331 nucleotides long. RefSeq names its product reprimo, TP53 dependent G2 arrest mediator homolog (gene RPRM). NCBI's taxonomy places the organism in Eukaryota, Metazoa, Chordata, Aves, Anseriformes, Anatidae. The annotation marks the transcript as partial. The transcript is spliced from 2 exons. The record is from RefSeq and is a predicted model, not a curated record.
GCGGCGGCGGCGGCGGCGGACGAGCGGAGCGUGUACAUCAUGCGGGUGGUGCAGAUCGCCGUCAUGUGCGUCCUCGCCCUCACCGUCGUCUUCGGCAUCUUCUUCCUCGGCUGCAACCUGCUCAUCAAGUCCGAGGGCAUGAUCAACUUUCUGGUCAAGGACCGGCGGCCGUCCAAGGAGGCGGAGGCGGUGGUGGUGGGGCCCUACUGAGCGCCGCCGCCCCGACGCCGCCCGCCCCGACGGCUGCGGGGCCGGGGGAGCCGGGGGCAAACGGGGGCGGCCCGGGGAGCAGCGCGGCGGCCCCGGGGAGCGGUUGUCGGGCAGGUGCCGAAGUAAAAGGGGCCGUGAGGGCAACAGGGCCGGCCGUUCGCCUGCCCUCCGCCUCGCCGCGGCUCGCCGUCGGGGGUCGGGGAGCGGGGAAGCGGCGGGGACAGCCCGCGGGGCUGCGCCACCGGCCGGGGUCCCGCCGCCCGUCCUGGCCUGGGGCUGCCCCACACCGCCCCACAUCGCUCCACAGCCACUCCUGGGGCUGCCCCGCGACACCCCCGGUGCGUGGCCCCGUGCCCCCGUCCAGAGAACAGUGCGAGUGCAUCCGACUGCCCGCCUGGAGGGUCGCCAACAGGGAUAACAGAACGUCUUUCUAUGAGAGGCUUGCAUAGCUGUUUAUCAUAUCCCUGAGGGCUUGGACUGGUUGCCAGCGAUAAAUCAAUGUGGCCACAUUUGCUGUGGGAGGAGUGGAACCGGCACAAACGCUUGCUGGGGACUGCAGCAGCGGGAUGGGUGCGGAAAGGCUCGAGCCCCGUAAACCAGCUCUCCCUCUUGACACCCUGAGUUCUGGAGCAAGACUGUUAAUUGUCGCUGUUUGUAAUGCUGCUAAUAGCUGUGAAGUUUUCUGGAGGAGCUAUGGGGACUUCAGACUGCUCGGUUUUCCCUCACUUGCUCUUGAGCUGGUGCAAAGAUGGCCAAACCACCAAAUUAUUAUGGGUGUUGUUAGGAGAUGCUAUUACAAGUUUCCCCUUAGAUAGACUAAGGUGAAACUUAGCAUUUACAGCACGCACCAGAGCUUAAAAGGGUGUGAAAUAAAGCUGGAGCCUGAGACGACCUCUUGACUGUGAAUAAACUUUUGGUAGAAAAUGAGACAAAACAGAAUUUCGCAAUGUAGUAUGAUUCCCUAAGAUGAGCAGAAAUCUCAGCCGUGUACUCAUUUAAGGGAAAGAAAAAGAACAGAUCUGCCUGUUCUCUCGGGAACAAAUACGCUAUGGAAUUUGUCAUUAAAUCAAAAUAAACGUUACUAAGCUAUCUAUCAACUGAAACAUCAGUGAGAAAUUUAA